Lachancea dasiensis is the source of this 555-nucleotide messenger RNA. The record is from the annotation of a GenBank genome assembly. Lineage: Eukaryota; Fungi; Ascomycota; Saccharomycetes; Saccharomycetales; Saccharomycetaceae.
AUGGGUAUCUUCAGCAAGAACAAUGAUACUUUGUCCGUGCCACAGGCGCACGCUCCCGACGUGAAGCUCACCAAAGAUGAUCAGUUCAAAUUUAGAUCCACCUCCAUUCACGACCCCGUUUUGGAAGCAGUGCAAGAGGCUCAACCGUUUGAGCAGGCCGCAGACACGUCUCAGGAUGAUCCAAACCGACAAUCGUACUACUCCGGGGAACACGAAGGUGACCACCCCAGAGAUGUUUUUGGCCAGCCCAUCCACCAGCCUGACGUCUCCAACCCUACGCGGGCCAGAGACGAAAGACCGCUUGACACCAUCCGUGGUUUCGAGUAUGCCAUCUCAGGCGACCCUUCGUGGGGUCAGAGACUCGAGACCCACCAGUACGGGUUUCGCGUAAGGCCUGAUUUCCCGCAGUUUGGCAACGUGGAUCCACACGCGAUGAAUGCCUCCCAGCAAGGCUACUUGCAAGACCAGGCGGUUUACACGGCGCCGGCGCCUAACGCCAUGUCUGAAGGUGGCAAGAAGAAGAAGAGAGGUCUUUUUGGCCGUAAGAAAAAAUGA